GACUUGCAAGUGAAUAACAAGAAGAGACCAUGGAUUUUAUUAUAAUUGUGUUUAUAUGAUCGUACCAAUUGCCGAGUCAAUAAUUUUAAUGAAAACAAUCAAUACCAACAAUCAACAAAAGUUCAUCAUGUUAUCGGUGAUAAUUCAAGUGUCAUUUACAUGAUAUUGGAACCAAAGGACUUUUUAAUCGUUAACCAUUUUCUCUCAAGGAUAAUUAAGAAUUAAAAAUGACCAACUGAAUCGUAUUGAAUAUCAAUGAUAUAUUGACCACAAUUAAAAUCGUGAGAUUGGAUAAUGAGUGAUUCAAAUUAAUCUGUGAUAAUAGUGAUCUCCAAAAUUUGACUAACUAGCAAUUAAUUAACUCAAAAAAACAGUUUCAAUUAUGAUUACAACUAAAUCAUCAUUAAUCUCAUCAUCAACAUCACCAACAUCAAUUAAUUUAUCGUCAACAUCACCAACAAUUAGCAUAAUUGACCAAUUUGGUGAACAUAUUCUGGAAUCAAUUAGCUCAACUAAUAAACCUUUAAAUGGACCAUAUGAUUUAUACAAUAAAAGUUUAAGUGACUCAUAUGUGGGUGUUAAAAGUGGACUCAGGGGCGGUGGGGACGGUGUCGGAGACCUUUUCGAUGACCACUCGAACCUUUUAUCAACUAAAUCUUCAUCAUCCGAUUACUCAGACAAUCUUGGGAUGAUAAUACCGUUAGGAUUUGGACUGUACAGUUUAAGUUUGAUAACUUUUUUUGGUAACGCAAUGGUGGUUCAUGUUAUCCGAACUGAGAGGAAACUGAGAACCGUUAGUAAUAUGUUCAUAUUAAGCUUGGCAAUUGCUGAUCUUAUUGUUGGUUUAAUUGUGAUGCCAAUUUCAUCUGCUUACGUUUUAACCGGUGAUUGGAUAUUUGGUUUAAUUGUUUGCCAAUUUUGGUUAAUCAUUGAUUAUACUGCUUCAACUGCCUCAAUAUUUAACCUGCUUAUCCUUAGUCUUGACCGUUACUGGUCAAUUAAAAGUCCACUUAAAUAUUUAUGCAAACGAACCAAGAAACGGGCUCUUGGUAUGAUCGUCGUUGUUUGGUUACUUGCCGCUUGUUGGAUUAUACCGAUAAUCGGUUGGCACCAUUGGUACAAUUUUGGUAAUCGUAAGCACGUUGGGACAGUUUGUGAGACUGAAUUUUCCGAUGAUAAAAUUUUCAAGGUAACCACAUCGGUGGUUAAUUUUUUAAUUCCAAUGUCCCUUAUGGUGAUACUUUAUUAUAAGAUUUACAAGGAAAUCAAGAGACGAGGUAAAUUUGAUAUCGGCGGAUCAUCAAGUAGCCAUGGCGGUGGUGGUGGUGGUGGUCAUCAUCUUACUGGUAUUAAAGGUAGUGUUUCAAGUGCAAGUAGACUGGGCGAGGGAUUAUCGAUGUCCAGAGAUGAUGGACAAUCAUCUUCUUUAACACCACAAUCAAUUCAUCAUUUUGGUAAUCGAUGUAAAAGUUAUCGGAAAACUUGGUCAAGUAAACGAACCAAAUGGUCAACAAGUACUACUAAUAAUGACCCUCGAAUUAUAUCCGUUUGUUGUCCUUCGGUUAACGUUGGUUUAUCCUCAUCAUCGGUUGAUUGUUCACCUUCAUUGGUACCAAGUGGACUUUUAAAACUUUCCAAUCAAAAUAUUGACCGAUGUUCAUCAAGUGAUACAUUUACUCAGGAAAUUGUUUCCGAGGCCAAUUGUGAUCUAGAAAUACCAAUUGAAAUUAAACAAGAUGGAUUAACAGAUUAUGAUAAUAUUCACCGUUAUAAACAAUUGAUUGUACUUAAAGCAGGUAAUCGGGCUUACUCAUUAGAGGAUUAUAAAGAUGUUGAUGUUCAAGUUGAAUACAUUGAACCUUCAAACAAUUGUAUCAACAAUCAAUCAACUGUUAACUCAACCAACACCACAAAUACAAUCACCGCCAACAACAAUAACAGUAAUAUUAUCACAAAUAUGAAUAAUAUAACAAUUUGUAGUAAAAAUGAUUCUCAUGAUAAUAGUAAAUAUUAUCAUUCUAAUAAUGAACAAUCAACUUCUUCCUCUAAAAUGAUGAUGGGCCGAUUAAAGAGUAAAGCAGCUAAAUUGUGCCAUCGAUCUCGAGGGAAAUCAACAUCAUCUCCAUCAACUAAUGUAUCAUUAUCAUCACCUAAUGAUGUCCAUUUGUCCAGUUCAAUAUCUUGUGAUGAAACUGAUUGUUCACCGUCCAAUGGAUUAGGUUAUAAAGAAAAUAGUAAUAAUAAUAACAAUUUAACCACAAAUAGAAAGAUUAAAAAAGGAUUGACCAAUAGUGUUAAUGGUAAAAGUAAUUGUCCAAAAUCAAAAUGGACAUCGAAUUGUCGUUCAAAGUUUCAAUCAUCCUUUUCGAGUGGAGAUAAAUUUAUCUCCCCAAGUGAUUACAAUAAUAAUAAUAAUAAUCCAACAGUUAAUCAUAAGAAUGGGUCGAGUUUCAAUCAUCAUCAUCAUCAUCAUGUAAUUAAUCAACAAUCAACUGGUGAUUCUCAUCAUGUUCAUGUUCAUGGUUCUUUUUCACAAUUAUCUCCAUCAUCGUUUCAAAGUCAUCGAAAUGUAAUGAGACGAGUUGAAUCUUCUCGACUUCGACAAGAGAAAAAAGCAGCUCGACAAUUAGGUGUUAUUCUUGGUGCUUUCAUGAUCUGCUGGUUACCUUAUAUAAUUGUCUUCAUUGUGACAGCUUAUUGUUCAUGUAUCAAUCAUUUCAUUCACACUAUGGCCAUUUGGUUAGGUUACUUUAAUUCAACAAUUAACCCUUUUCUUUAUGCUCUUUGUAAUGACAACUUUAAAUCAGCCUUUAGGAAAAUGUUGGCCCGAGGCGCUUCGAGUAAGGAUCAGUUCAAUGUUAAUCAACAACAUGGAGCAAGUUUUAAAUAUUCACAGAAAUAAUCAACCAAUCAAUCAAUCAACAUGUUAAUUACUAACAUUUUUUGUUUUCCAUUCUCAACUCAAUCAACUAAUCCUUUAAGUGUUGAUUUGAUAACUAUAACUAUUACAUUACUAUUAUUAGACUUUCUCAAUGAAAUGAUCGUAAUGAUCAAUUUGUUUGUUUACAAUUUAAUUAUUAACUUAACCUUAAUUUUUAAUUUUUCUUCCACCAUUUUAAUUGUUUUUCUCAAAUUAGUUUUAAUUUCUUUUGUAAUAUUAAUAAUUCAUCUAAUUCUGUCAUGUAAUGUUUUUCAUUUCUCUUUCCUUAUUUAUAAUCAAAUCAAUCAACUGUGUAAAGAAUUAAUUAUUAUUAUUAUUUUCUAUGAACCAAAUAAAAUG
Messenger RNA from Panonychus citri (citrus red mite), 3280 nucleotides. RefSeq lists its product as uncharacterized. The coding region runs from base 383 to 2902 and encodes 839 amino acids. The record is from RefSeq and is a predicted model, not a curated record. The transcript has 3 exons. Gene Ontology annotation, molecular function: histamine receptor activity; G protein-coupled serotonin receptor activity; G protein-coupled acetylcholine receptor activity. Lineage: Eukaryota; Metazoa; Arthropoda; Arachnida; Trombidiformes; Tetranychidae. Gene Ontology annotation, biological process: regulation of vascular permeability; G protein-coupled receptor signaling pathway, coupled to cyclic nucleotide second messenger; positive regulation of vasoconstriction. Gene Ontology annotation, cellular component: plasma membrane; dendrite.